Molecule: messenger RNA, 3784 nt
Organism: Pseudomassariella vexata
Lineage: Eukaryota; Fungi; Ascomycota; Sordariomycetes; Amphisphaeriales; Pseudomassariaceae
Exons: 7
Coding region: 65-3559 (1164 amino acids)
Source: RefSeq, a predicted model, not a curated record
GUAAUGUCUCCACUCGGCUCCAAACCAACCGGGACCUGAGUUAAAUGGAUCCGGGGACGGGACUAUGAGAAGCUUCCCGCGCACUCUCCUUGUCUCCCUCUCUCUUUCUACUUCCUUAUUUCUCCCACUCCGUUGUAGAAUUUUUUACAUUGGACCACGCGUCCACCAACAACAUCUAUUUGCAUCCACUCCCGCCAUCGGAAGCCGCAGCAGGGGCUUUAAUGUCGGCGACGCGUCUUUGCAACCGUUCAACGCGUUCCGAUCAAAUAGUUCUAAAGUUUUGAUACUUGUACGUAGCACGCCCACCUGGCGCCUCACCACCUGGGAUUGCCUCAACCCACACACCCUACAAGGUCUCCAAUUGAAGCCGAACACCACAACCCCAACCUCGAUACGCCGCAACAGCACAGACUGGCCUUUCCAUAACGAUUUACCGUUGAUCAGCAGCCUCAGACGAGCAUUUAAGUUGACGAGGCUGACUUUCAGCCUUGCAGCUGGAUCGGCAACUGAUAUCAACGGCCCAAUCUUCCCUGCCGCCAAAAUGGUACUCUUUAAACGAAAGCCGGUGCAGUUUGUACAGGCGCCCGUCAUAGACGAUGAGAACGUAGAGGUCUGGCAUAUUGCCCAAACGGGAGAGUGCUUUACCUCUUACGAAGACUACCUGAAUCGCAUGGACUUUUAUAAUCAGCGACGCUUCAUAUGUCAAAUCAGCGGGCGAUCCGGCCUCAGCUUCUUCAAAGCGCUCGAGAGUGAGGCCGCCGGCGCCCAGGAAGUCGAACAGGCCUUCCCUGAAGCCCUAAAAGGUCCCGUCCUGCGGCGCGUCCAAUUCCAGACGAUUUCCCGAAUCGAUACGCUGGUCGACAUGAUCUACGACGAGUUCAAGGCGGAUUAUUACCCUGGUGAAGCAGUAACAAUACACCUGACAAGUGGAGAAAGAUUGACGGGCGUUGUGAGGGACAAAGCACGCCUGGGAAGCAAAGUGCUGCCAGACGGAACCCUGACACCACCGUAUUCGCGCUAUUUCACGAGCAUCGAUGGCCGACCUAACGACGAGGCCGUCGUGGACGACGAACACAUAUACCGCGACCGCAAGGUCUUUACCAAGUCCGUCCUCCGGUCCUUUAUCAAGAAGACUGUCACUCGUGAAGCAUGGAAUGGCGCGCCCUGGCUUGUUAAGCACGAUGUUGCAGCGCAAUACCACAUCGAUACCCGCGUACCGCCGCACCUGCGCUACGACAACAAGCUCCUUGAACGAAAGCAGAACCAAGCCAAUAAAAGGGCACUACACCCAAAUGGUUCGCAAGAGACAAAUGGAGUAUCCCCUAAUUCAGGUUCAUUUCAUAACUUUGGUCCAGCUCGUCUACCAGAGCUGAAGCCCGCGCCUAAGGGCCACAAGAUGGGGAAGCAACAUCAUGGCCACCCUUCCCCAGAACAGCAGACAGGUCAAACCAUCAAGGCGAGACUGGGGGUAUUUGUUGGUCAGGAGCCUGGAUAUAUCCCGGGUAACAACCCGUUCGAGUUUCCCGUCUCGUUCCGCAACAACAAUGACGGUAUGGCACCACCGCCACUUGUAGCCGUCCAGCCAGAACCUCUGCCUCCUCCACCGCCGCCAAAAUACCCCAUUGAAGAUUUGCAGCUGGAACCGCGAGACGACUAUGUCCGACCAGCCUUGAAGUUCUUGUGCAGCGACCCCCCCGAGGGUGUGGUAGAUAGUGGGGCUCGAAACGACAAGAUCUUGAUGAGGUCUAUUGGACCUCUUCUAGAGACAUGGGACACCCUAAAUGUCUACUGCGAGAUAUUCAAGCUCGACUCUUUCACUUUCGAUGACUUUGUAGAGGCCAUGGAGAUCACCAGCCAAGACAUCCCCUGUCAGUUGUUCACCGAGAUUCACUGCGCCGUUCUCAAGCAACUGGUAACCUCGGAAGCAGACGGAGGUAAACUGCAAGUCAAGCUGCCCGAGCUCGUUGAAGAGGAGGACGAAGAGGCAGAGGAAGGAGUGACGGCCGAACCAACUCCGGAGCCCACACCCGAACCAAAGCCAACAGCGCGCGCAACCCGAAGCAGUCUAGCCAAAGCCGAAGCUGCGAAGUUGCAAGCUGAGGCUGCUGCUGCGGAGAAGGAGAAGACCCCCGAGGCCACCAAAAGGCACCGAGCUGCCGAGGUUUUGGCCGACUACGACUGGAUGGAGCACUUGAAGAAGCGCGACUUCAAGGAUGGCGGAUGGGAACUAAUCAUGGUGGGCUUGCUGUACCAACUAUCCAAGAAUCCUAGGCAAAGUGAUUCUUGCGAGGAGCUGCUAACUCAGCUCGUCCCUGCCGACGUGGAACCCACCCAAGAGACUGUCCGCCAGCACUACUGUGGUCUUGAUCUGAAUCUGCGGAUACAGGCAUUGCAGAUAAUCUGCAUGUUGACGGCAGAAACGAGGGCUGUUCGUGGAUAUAUGGAAGAAUGUUCCGAGACCAUGACAGGCUACCGAAAGGAGAAGAUCGAAUGGCAAAGACAGCGAAAACAAGCUAUUGAGGAGUUGAAGGCACUGCACGACCAGCGCAAGAUACUACUGCCUGACAACAUGCCGCCCUCUCCAAAGUCUGAGGAUGCUCCCAAGAUUAAUGGGGAUGUGAAGAUGACGGAUGCCGAAGAAACCGCGGACGAGCCCAGUGAGGAGAUUGCUGAUAGUGACGAUGAGCCUCAGAGCGGGCGACGUAAUCUUCGUCGUGCUCAUGACAGAGCAGCUGAGCGUCAGAAAAAGCGUGAAAAGGAGGAGGCGCGCAAGAAGGAGGCUGAGCUGGCCGCCAAGGUGCCCAAGCAGUCCAAGCAGUUCCUCAAAGUGUUGAAGGACAUUGAGAAGAAAGAGGAGCAUAUCAAGAAAUGUGAAGCUGAGAUUGCGGUCAUUGAUAACGACCUCCGUGAAGCCGAUUGCGCGCGAACGCGAGUGCUGGGCAAGGACAGAUACUGGAACCGGUAUUACUGGUUCGAACGCAACGGUAUGCCUUACACUGGGCUGCCUGAUAGUUCGACCGCCUCAGCCGGUUACGCCAAUGGCUGUAUCUGGGUUCAGGGACCUGAUCACCUGGAAAGAGAGGGCUACAUCGAUCUGAUGCCCGAGUACCAGAACGAAUACAAGGCUAAGUUCGGUGUUACAGUCCCCCAGAGGAAGAAGAUGGAGGAAGGCCGAACGAGCGUAUUCAACGCGCAUCAGUGGGGCUAUUACUCAGAUCCGAGCGAUGUGGAAUCUUUGCUGAACUGGCUGGAUCCCCGUGGUUUCAACGAGUUGAAGCUGCGAAAGGAGCUUGUUAGCUACAAGGAGAAGAUCAUUACCAACAUGGAGCGCCGAAGGGAAUACCUCGCCGAACCAGAGGAAAGGCAAGAGAGGAAGUGCGAACCGAAAGAACCGAAACGGAUGAGCACCCGCGCCAAGAACCAACCAUCUCCCGAGCCUGCUGCCUUCAGAUGUCUCAGCUGGGUCAAUACUAUGGCGCUUGAGGAGCUGGGACAUCUGCAUAACGACGAACCUCUCCCGGCGAGGAAAGGAAAGGCCAGUCGCAAAUCCAGGGGUUGAAACUUGACUGUAUAAAUGUUUUGAGUAUACUAUCAGCCACGUUGAUAUCGAGGUCAGGCUAGGAAUGUCUGCCCUUUGCCGUGACUUAGACCCUCUGGUCUUGCAACUCUCGCGAGUCGCACACACAACCGACUCCUCGACUGGUCAUUGUGACCCGUCACCUGUAUAAAGUACACAACCCGUCAUCAUUCUCACGAUCAAGAUUCCCCGCGCCUUCACUCCCAC